Messenger RNA from Amphimedon queenslandica, 2611 nucleotides. RefSeq names its product periodic tryptophan protein 2 homolog. NCBI's taxonomy places the organism in Eukaryota, Metazoa, Porifera, Demospongiae, Haplosclerida, Niphatidae. Gene Ontology annotation, cellular component: small-subunit processome; Pwp2p-containing subcomplex of 90S preribosome. Gene Ontology annotation, molecular function: protein binding. The transcript is spliced from 20 exons. The record is from RefSeq and is a predicted model, not a curated record. Bases 21 to 2609 code for a protein of 862 amino acids. Gene Ontology annotation, biological process: ribosomal small subunit assembly; maturation of SSU-rRNA from tricistronic rRNA transcript (SSU-rRNA, 5.8S rRNA, LSU-rRNA).
CGUGGCACAAGCAAGUCACUAUGAAAUUCUCUUUUAAAUUUUCGAACCUGUUAGGUGCUGUGUACAAGCAAGGCUCUAUCCUAUUUUCCUCUGAUGGUAAUAAAGUACUGAGUCCAGUGGGCAACCGCAUAUCGCAAUUUGAUUUGAAAAAUAACAAGUCGUGCACUUUUCCAUUUGAAAAUCAAAAGAAUAUUUAUUGUUUCACUGUAUCGCCUGAUGGAUCCCUAUUGAUCAGUGUGGAUGAGGAUGGGAAGGCUAUAUUGGUUAAUCUUCAGCAUCAUAUUGUAUUGCAUAGUUUCAAUUUUAAAUCAAAAGUAUAUGACAUCAGAUAUAGUCCUAAUGGAAAGUAUGUUGCUGUGACACACGGGAAAUCACUCCAGCUGUGGCAUGCCCCGGGACGUUAUGUUGAUUUUGCUCCUUUUCACUUAUACAGAAAGUACCCGCCUAUGUAUGACGACACUAGAUGCAUUGAUUGGUCCGACGACUCUAGAUUUGUAGCUGUUGGUUCACGUGAUAUGAGUUGCCGUGUCUAUUCUUCUGUUAAAGGAAUCCGCCAUGCUACUCUGCUGGGUCACAGGAGUACAGUGUGUGCCGUCUUCUUUGAGAAAAACUCUUUAACCCUGUACACUGUAAGUAAAGAUGGAGCAGUCAUUGUAUGGGAACCUACCAAAUCAAUGGAAGAGAUUGAGGAGUUCCUGACAGGUGAAGGGACCACAGAGGAAGAUGGAGAGAAGGGGAGAGAGAAGGACUUCACUCAAGAAGAGGAAGAGGAGGAGGAGGAGACAAGAGAAGAUCUGCCAGUGUCAAAAAGAAAGCAAACGGAUAAAAUCAUCUUUUGGAAAAAACAAGCAAAGCAUUUAUUUUCUCAAGACAGAGCUCGUGUCACGUGUGCAACAUUGCAUAAGUCGGGCAGGAUGCUAAUCACUGGUUUCAAUAAUGGAGUGUUCACUCUUCAUGAAAUGCCUGAUUUCAACCUAAUCCACUCUUUGAGUAUUUCAGAGCAUCGGAUUACAAGUGUAUCAGUUAAUUCAACUGGUGAGUGGUUAGCAUUUGGCUCCAGCACAUUAGGUCAGCUGCUGGUCUGGGAGUGGCAGUCAGAGACGUACAUACUGAAGCAGCAGAGCCACAAUAACGAGAUGAACGCCAUGUGCUACUCACCAGACGGCCAGUUGAUUGCUACUGGUGGGGACGAUGGAAAGGUUAAGUUAUGGAACACUUCCUCCGGGUUUUGUUUUGUCACAUUUUCAGAGCACACUGCUCCUGUGACGUCAGUUCUAUUUAAUGCCUCCUGUAAGUUUGUGGUGAGUGGGUCGCUGGAUGGAACCGUAAGAGCUUACGAUCUCCAGAGGUAUAGGAAUUUCCGUACCUUAGCUUCACCGCGUCCGGUUCAGUUUCGAUCGCUGGCACUGGAUAUCAGUGGAGAGGUAGUAGCUGCUGGCUCUGUGGACACUUUUGAAAUAUUCGUAUGGUCAAUGAAAAAUGGACGACUUCUUGAAAUUUUGACUGGUCAUGAAGGUCCAGUAAGUGGUUUGGCGUUCUCUCCUUCUCGCUCGAUACUUGGUUCCUCCUCUUGGGACAAAACUGUUAAACUUUGGGACGUGUUUGAAAGUAAAGGAAACAUUGAGACUCUCCCUCACUCAACCGAUGUAUUGACUUUAUCUUAUUCUCCUGAUGGAUCUCAGCUAGCAGUCGCUACAUUAGAUGGAGUUAUAUCACUAUGGGAUGUCAACACUUCUUCUCAAAUUGGUACUAUCGAAGGACGGAAUGAUCUUGAAGUUGGUAGGAGAUCGGCCGAUAAGAUAACUGCUAAAAGACUCUCAGAGAACACUCAUUUCACAACUCUGUGCUAUACAGCUGACGGCCAGUCCCUCCUAGCUGGUGGUAGAUCAAAGUUUGUCUGUCUGUAUGAUGUUAGACAUCAGCAGCUCCUCAAGAAAUAUCAAACGUCCAAUAAUCAGAUUUAUGAUGGAAUGAAGAGGGUUCUUAGCAGUCGUAAUAUGACCGAGGCUGGCCCAUUGGACAUGAUAAGUGAUGAUGAUGAAAGAGACUCCGAUGAUGAUAGAAGACUAAUACCGUUACCAGGUGUCAGGAAAGGUGAUUAUAGCUCACGUAAAACUCAUCCAGAAAUAAGGACAAAGUCCCUUCAGUUCUCACCAACUGGUAAGGCGUGGUCAGCAGUGACUACGGAAGGGCUACUGGUCUUUACCCUGGACAGUGGUAUAGUCUUUGACCCGUUUGAUCUCACAGUUGAUGUGACAGUCGAAUCAGUGAGAGAUGCCGUCAAAGGAAAGGAUUUCACCAACGCACUGAUCAUGAGCCUCCGCCUAAAUGAGCCUGACGUGGUUGUGGAAGCAAUCGAAUCAAUUCCUGUAGCUAACAUUGAGCUGAUUCUUAACGGUCUGUCUCCAGUUUACAUUGAGAGAUUAUUGCCAGUGCUGGCAGAGAGACUUGACGCAUCUCCUCACAUUCAAUACUACAUCACUUGGUCCUCAAAGCUGCUCUCUCUGCAUACAGAAACCAUCAAGCAGAACAGUACUUCACUAGCAAGUCUUAUUACAGACCUGCAAAAGAGCAUCAUUCAAAAACAGAAGGAUCUUGGCAAGUUGUAAGU